Molecule: messenger RNA, 10504 nt
Organism: Polypterus senegalus (gray bichir)
Lineage: Eukaryota; Metazoa; Chordata; Cladistia; Polypteriformes; Polypteridae
Gene: med13a
Product: mediator complex subunit 13a
Exons: 30
Coding region: 555-6983 (2142 amino acids)
Biological process (GO): regulation of transcription by RNA polymerase II
Cellular component (GO): mediator complex
Molecular function (GO): transcription coregulator activity
Source: RefSeq, a predicted model, not a curated record
AUGAAUUCAAAUGGCAAACCUGCAGGAACAGCGACCGAAAUAAUGGUGGAAACGAGCGAGAAAAUAUAACCCGAGCCCGGUUUUCGACGCAAUUUUACAACAUGAAUGCCUUUUCGAAGUUGGAUUUGGCGACCAUGGAGGGCUAGAGGGCAUUUUUUUUUUUAAAUAAAUGUGCAUUUCUUAAUCCUAAACCGUUUUAAACCAAGGGGGAGGGGGAGAGUGCUCAUUUGAUCUCCCCGUUUGCUUUUUUUGUUUUAACGAACCUUUGGGAUUUUUUUUAAAGACACGAAUACAACUAUAUCAUUUUACUCUAAAUUAUAGUAUUUUAUGGAAACAAUGAGGGGUUCGGGGUACCAUUAAUUUUUCCUCUCUCUGAGUGUUUGGGGAUUUUUUCCGAUAUUUUCUGGCGGCGGACGCAAGAGAAGAGGCUGCGAAUUACAUUCCUUCUAGCGAUUGUUUCACGCCAGUCUUCGCCGAGCUCCACUUUUCUGCUCCGUAUUUUUUCUCUUUUAUUGGGAGCUGGAUGAUGGCGUGUUCGUACUUGGAGUGAAAGGAUGAGUUCUUGUUUUGUUCCGAACGGGGCCAGCCUGGAGGAUUGCCAUUCUAAUCUCUUCGAUCUGGCCGACUUAACUGGGAUUAAAUGGAGACGGUUCGUAUGGCAAGGUCCCACGUCUGCUCCAAUCCUUUUUCCAGUAACAGAUGAGGAUCCUAUUCUGUGCAGCUUUAGCCGCUGCCUGAAGGCAGAUGUGUUGAGUGUAUGGCGGCGACAUCAGACUCCUGGUCGUCGUGAGCUAUGGUUGUUUUGGUGGGGAGAGGAACCCAACUUUUCUGAGCUCAUCCAUCCGGAAUUAGCAGGUGAAGAAGAUGGCAUGUGGGAAACUGGCUUGUCCUAUGAAUGUCGCACACUUCUCUUCAAGGCUAUUCACAAUUUGUUGGAGCGCUGCCUUAUGAACCGUAGUUUUGUGCGAAUUGGAAAAUGGUUUGUAAAGCCAUAUGAGAAAGAUGAGAAACCCAUUAACAAAAGUGAGCACUUAUCAUGUGCUUUUACCUUCUUCUUGCAUGGUGAGAGCCAUGUAUGUACCUGUGUGGAGAUCAACCAGCACCAACCAGUUUACCAUGUGACAGAGGAGCACCUCACACUAGCCCAGCAAUCCAACAACCCUUUUCAAGUGAUUCUCAGUCCCUUUGGAUUAAAUGGUACACUGACUGGACAGUCCUUCAAGCUGUCCGAUUCACCAACACAAAAACUAAUUGAAGAGUGGAAGCAAUUUUACCCUAUUUUGUUAAGCACCAAGGAUUGUUCUGAGGAUAAACUGGAUGAAAUGGAUUGGGAAGACGACUCUUUGGCUGCUGUAGAAGUUCUUGUUGGUGGAGUGAGAAUGGUGUACCCAGCGAGCCUUGUGCUGGUCUCUCAGUCUGAUAUUCCCACUAUAACCCCCAUGGGGUCUUCUCAUUUCACAUCUGCAUACCCUAGUGGCAACCAAGUGCCUGCAUCUGCCAGAGAUCCUGCCAUGUCGUCUGUGACACUAACUCCUCCUACAUCACCUGAAGAAGCUCAUCCAGUGGAUACUCAGUCUGCCCAGAAGUGGGUAAAAUUUUCAUCGGUAGCUGAUGGCUUCAAUUCUGACAGCACCAGUCACCAUGGUGGGAAGAUUCCUAGAAAGCUUGCAAGUCAGGUGGUGGACAGGGUGUGGCAAGAGUGCAAUGUUAACCGAACACACAAGCGUAAAUUCUCAACAUCAACAAAUGGGGUCUGUGAGGAGGAAGUACUUGAUAAAAUUGGAGCCUGGGAGUUUGUAGAGCCCACACAGAGAUCUGGGUGCAAUUGUUCAAGGCAUAAAAACAUGAAGCAAAGAUCCACAGGACCUCCAGGUCAGCCACAGCCAAGUGGUCAGUCACUGCAGCAGCCUGUAAAGCACAAAACUAGUGAAAAGCCAGAAAAAGGGGAAAAACAGCAGAAAAGGCCUCUUACCCCCUUUCACCAUCGCACUUCUGUCUGUGAUGAUGUUUCCAUGGAUCCUGAUGCCAACAGUCAACGCUUAAACAUCCGAACGCAGGAUGGUCGUUCAAGAUUUUCAAAUGUGCGGCCUGCUGAUGUAGUCAACAUGACUAAGGCCCCGCAGCUCCAUGGCAAUACAGAAAUUGUAAACUCACCUCCUCCGCCACCACUGAGCCCCCACCCUUGUGAUCGUAGUGAAGAAGGGGGUGAUGCAAAUAAAAACCCUGCUACUCCUCCCAGUCAACACUUUUACCAAGCAAGUACUGAGGUGUCUCAGAAAGGUGUUCUUGAUCAGAAUGUGGAUUCUGUUAGCCAACCUUUCCCUCCAGCUUUCUCAGAGAUUCUGGAACCUACCACCUACAUGGGGUCUGCUGUCGUUCCUGAUGAUGACAAUGUGGACUCACCUUGGAAGUUUUUUGUGCUUCCUCGCAAAAAAGAUCCAGAUUUUCCAACACCACAGCUUCCCACUGAUAAGCUGAGGGAUGAUCCUAUAACAUCUUGUGGACAGGAUUGUACAUCUGUAACCGAGUUGAUGGCUUUUUCUAAUAAGCCUCUGAAAGUGUCUGAAGAGUUAACUCAGAAGUAUAUCCAGAGGCAAAACCAGUAUCUUUCUUCUGGCCACGAGCCAGAAGUUGACCCCUAUGCAUUUGUUGAUGGUGAUGUAGAAUUUAUUUUUUCCGAUAAGAGAGAAAAGCAAGGAGGUGAAAGAGAAGUGGGAAAAAAGCACAAGGCUGAAGAUGGUUCUACGGGAAACUCCAUGGCUGCUGAUGGAGAGGAUGCCAUGUCGCUUUUCAAUCCAUCAUCAAAGACAGAUGGCCAGAGUGCAGCAGCUCACAGCCGUAUGUCUUCAACUAGCCUGAUUCAUGAAACUGAUUUGGCAGUUUCCAUCAAUGACUUGGACAAUCUGUUUAAUUCUGACGAAGAUGACCUGGCACCUGGUUCCAGAAGAGUUGUAAAUGGUGUGGAAGAUAAAUUCAACAUAAAAGAAUCUAAACCAGCAACACUGGAUCCCAUCCCUUGUAUAAGUUCUGCUGACCUUCAUCAAAUGUUUCCAACUCCUCCAUCACUCGAACAGCACAUCAUGGGCUACUCACCAAUGAACAUGAACAACAAGGAUUAUGGCAGUAUGGAUAGUGCAUCUGGAAUAACGGUCCUAGAUGGCAAUUCAACAUUAGGUGGCCAGUUUAAAAUUGAGAUUGAAGAAGGAUUUUGUAGUCCAAAACCAUCAGAGAUUAAGGAUUUCUCUUUUGUGUAUAAACCUGAGACCUGUCAAGCCCUGGUGGGCUGCUCUAUGUUUGCACCCCUGAAAACUCUACCUAGUCAGUGCCUGCCUCCAAUCAAACUGCCAGAGGAGUGCAUCUACAGACCAAGCUGGACAGUUAGCAAACUGGAGCUUAUCAACCCUGUCCCAGCAAUGACAUUUUUGAAAGAUGGAAAUAUUCCCAGUGUUGGAAGUGCAAUGGAUCAAGACUAUGUUCAAACGUACACACCUCAGACACAUACUCCAUUUAUGUCGAACAGUGCACCUCCAAGCAAUAGUGGUGCUGGAAUAUUGCCCUCCCCUGCCACUCCAAGGUUUUCUGCCCCUACGCCACGGACACCCAGGACUCCUCGCACUCCAAGAGGUUGCGGGGGACCUUCAAGUGUGCAGGGUUCCCUCAAGUAUGAGAAUUCAGACUUGUACUCUCCAGCCUCUACUCCCUCAACUUGCCGACCUCUGAACUCUGUUGAACCUGCCACAGUGCCCUCCAUCCCUGAAGCUCACAGCCUUUAUGUCACGCUCAUCCUGUCAGAGUCAGUUAUGAACCUCUUCAAGGAUUGUAAUUUUGACAGUUGUUGCAUCUGUGUCUGCAACAUGAAUAUUAAAGAUGCCGAUGUUGGGGUGUACAUCCCUGACCCCAACUGUGAGGCUCAGUCUCCAGGCAUGUGUGGUUUCAAUGCAUUCAUGAAUCGCCGUUUUGGAAAUAACUCCGGCCUUUUCCUAGAAGAUGAGCUAGAUAUUGUGGGUCGCAGCUCUGAUAUCAGCCGGGAUACAGAAAAAAGAUUCGAAGCACUCAGGAAUGCCUCUCUGGAGCGGAGCGCAUUUAAAGACAAGGUCCCAGAUGAGUUGAUUCUGCUUAUUCAGGACCAGUGCACUAAUCCAUUUUUUCCAGUUGCUGCAUUUGAAAUGGAAGUGUCGAUGCCUAAAAAUGGCAGUGUGACCAUUCCUUCUGUUCGUGUGGAGGAAAGGGACUAUUAUAAUGACUGCUACAUGGCUUUAGAGCAUGGUCGACAGUUCAUGGAUAACAUGUCUGGAGGCAAAGUGGAUGAGACACUGGUGAAGAACACUUGUCUGCACCACUGGUCCAAGAGAAAUGCUGUGGAUGUCAGCAUGAUUUGCUCCCAGGAUAUUCUGAGGGUACUGCUGUCUCUUCAGCCAAUACUACAGGAUACAAUUCAGAAAAAACGAACAGUGCGAUCAUGGGGCUUCCAGGGUCCUUUAACAUGGCAGCAGUUUCAUAAAAUGGCUGGAAGAGGGACUUAUGGGACUGAUGAGUCACCAGAGCCUCUUCCGAUUCCUACAUUUCUGAUGGGCUACGAGUAUGACUUUGUUGUUCUAUCUCCAUUUGGUCUACCCUAUUGGGAGAAACUGCUACUAGAUCCUUAUGGCUCUCAAAGGGAUAUAGCUUAUCUAGUGGUGUGUCCUGAAAACGAAGCCUUACUAAAUGGAGCGAAGAGUUUCUUCCGGGAUCUGACAGCAGUUUAUGAGUCCUGCCGUCUCGGUCAACAUCGCCCGAUAGCCAAAGUACACAGUGACGGGAUUGUCAGAGUGGGAAGCACAGCAGCCAAAAAGUUUACUGACCAUCCUGUCAGUGAAUGGUUUCUGAAAGGGGCCAGCAACAGUGAUACCUUUGCCAAGCUGAAACUCUAUGCUCAAGUGUGCCGACAUGACUUGGGUCCUUAUCUUGCUUCACUUUCACUUGAUAGUUCUUUGCUCACUCAGCAGAUCCCAUCUGCUUCUAGCAACCAGGCCUCAUCUACUCAGACACAAACGGGUGGAAGCAGUAGCACAACAAAUAAUCUGAUGUCUUGUGGCUCUAGCAUUUCCAACACCACUAUGACCAGCACAGCCACACCUAUAUCAGCAUCAGGAAUGAGUGGAGGGAUGCAGUCUGCCAAAGCUGGCUCAUUUCCACCUUUUGGGGGAAUGUCUGUGCAGGGGACCCAGUCACAGAAUGGACAGCCUUCAAGUAGCCAAAACAGCAACAACAGCCUGAGUGUGGAUAAUGCAUCUGGAUCUUUACCGCCGCAGCAGCUUUCUACAGAGCUUCCUGAGAGCACUAUGGAGCGAGACAGGGUUGGAGUCCCUACAGAUGGAGAUUCCCAUGCAAUAACAUAUCCUCCUGCUAUUGUUGUGUACAUUGUGGAUCCUUUCUCAUAUGAUGAAUCUGAAGGAAACACGCACUCUGUGUGGACUCUAGGUCUUCUUCGUUGUUACUUGGAAAUGAUCCAGUUCUUACCAUCUCAUGUGAAGAGUGCAGUUUCUGUGCAGAUUAUUCCAUGUCAGUACCUUCUACAGCCAGUGAAGAGUGAUGACCGGAACAUCUAUGCUCAACACUUGAAGUCUCUGGCAUUUGCUGUUUUCACUCAGUGCCGAAGGCCACUUCCUUCCUCUACUAAUGUGAAAACAUUAACUGGUUUUGGACCUGGCCUGGCCUUAGACUCUUCUCUGAAAAGUCCAGAAAGACCUGAAUGUGUAAAACUAUAUACACCACCAUUCAUCCUAGCCCCUGUCAAAGAUAAACAAACUGAUCUUGGAGAGACUUUUGGGGAAGUAGCUCAGAAGUACAAUGUGCUGUUUGUGGGAUACUGUCUGUCACACGAUCAAAGAUGGCUUCUUGCAACUUGCACUGACCUCUAUGGAGAAUUGCUGGAAACGUGCAUUAUCAACAUUGAUGUUCCUAACAGAGCUCGAAGGAAAAAGGGAUCAGCUCGAAGAAUGGGUCUACAGAAACUCUGGGAGUGGUGUGUUGGCCUUGUUCAGAUGACUUCACUACCAUGGAGGGUUGUUAUUGGACGAUUAGGAAGAAUAGGUCAUGGAGAGCUGAGAGACUGGAGUAUUCUGCUCAGUCGCCGAAAUCUUCAGUCACUCAGCAAGAGGCUGAAGGACAUGUGCCGAAUGUGUGGAAUCUCUGCAGCUGAUUCCCCCAGUGUUCUAAGUGCUUGUCUUGUUGCCAUGGAAGCACAAGGGUCUUUCGUUAUUAUGCCAGAUUCUGUGUCGACUGGUUCAGUAUUUGGUCGUAGUACAACUCUGAACAUGCAGACGUCUCAGCUGAAUACUCCUCAAGACACUUCCUGUACACACAUCCUGGUAUUCCCUACAUCAUCCUUGGUUCGGCCUUAUACCCCAGAGAAUAUAGACCUGGCAUUUAAUACCAACAAUGAUGGAUCAGAUGGAAUGGGUAUUUUUGAAUUGCUUGACACGGGUGAUGACCUUGUUGACCCAGACAUUAUAAGUAUCUUGCCUGCAUCCCCAACAACGUCACCUGUGCAUUCACCAGGCUCUCAUUACCCCCAUGGGGGUGAUGGAACUAAGGGGCCAGGUACUGAUAGACUUCUGUCAACAGAGUCCCAUGAUGAAGCUCCCAACAUUCUACAGCAGCCACUGGCUCUUGGCUAUUUUGUCUCAACAGCAAAAGCAGGUCCUCUGCCAGAUUGGUUUUGGUCAGCCUGUCCCCAAGCACAGAACCGAUGCCCCUUAUUCCUUAAGGCCUCUCUGCACCUCCAUGUGCCUUCAAUGCAAUCAGAAGAGCUACUUCACAGCAAACACUCCCAUCCUAUGGACUCAAGCAAGACUUCUGAUGUCCUCAGGUUUGUCUUGGAACAGUACAAUGCCCUGUCUUGGUUGACCUGUGACCCAGCUACCCAGGACAGAAGAUCCUGUCUACCCAUUCACUUUGUGGUGCUCAAUCAGAUGUACAACUUCAUCAUGAAUAUGCUGUAAAUCACAUUAGCCCCAGUUCAUCCACAGUUGAAAAAUAUUCAAAAGGGAUUUUGUUUUGUUUAUCUUCACUAUUAUUACCCCAAUGCCUAUUUAUUGUACUAUUUUUAUUGCCAUUCUUUUCACAAUGAUAACUACUUUGCUGGACUUUAUAAGAAUUUGGAAAAGUUAAUCUCCCAUUGCAAGUGAAGGAGGUGCAAUUUAUUUUCUACCACUGAAAUAGUCUUUACAUAUUUUCAUGUAAAAGAUUGUUUGUUUUUUUUUUUUGGUUUUUUUUUUGUGGUGGGAUGGAAAUUUAGCUGAGGAAAAAAUGUUCGUUGUGGGUUUUUCAUAUGUAGCCAUCUCCUACUCUAGUUCAUAAUGUCUGCAAUCAGAAAUGUUACAAGUAAAGGGACGCUCUGUCUGCAAAAGUUGGAUUAUCUUCUCCAUAAAUUUAUGUAAAAAAAAUCUUUUUGGAUGGUAGCUCCUUAGCACCAGUAUCCAAAUUAAAUGCCUGCAUCUAUCUAUUUAUUAAGUUUUUAAAUGUAUAAAUUGUCAUAUAUUUCUUAACCUCUUUUAUAUUAAAAAAAAUCCUAGAAGGUUUAUACCACCUUCUUGCUUUAAAGCAGUUGGUCUAAAAAUCUAUGUAAUCGUCUUAAUUAAAAACAAAACUACAAAAAAAAUUGCAGUAGAUUGCUUUUAGAAUAUUAUUUUUUGUAAGGGGAUGACAUAUUUGUAAUGUUAUGAUGUACAAAUAACUCUGGGCUGGGUGAUUACGGUUUAAUGGAUGCACCUCUGUGGGUGGGUGGGGGAUGGACCAUGGCUGAAGAGUAUUUGUAUAGCUAUGAACUUCACUGUGUUUAUUCUUGUGAGGGUGGGUGGGUACAGUUGUUCAAUAUACUAUUUUAUACCACAUGUUUAAAGACACAAGCAAAACAAUUAUGUAUACAGAUAGUUAUAUACAAGAAAUCUGGAGUUUUGCUAAACAGAGAUGUGGCUUUACUCUUAAAUUAUAAACCUGUAUGUUCAGUUUUUGCUACUGUGAUUAUGAUCGCCUGGAGAAUGGAGGGGAAACUAACUACACUCAAAAGCUUUUGGGGCUCAAGAUUGUGAGGAAAAACCCCAGUUACACUAUUUAUUUUUAUAAUGGGAGUUAAUAUAAAGCAAAAAGAUUGUCAUAAAAGCUGUUUAUUUUAAAUAGAUAUUUGUUUUUUAAAUAUCCCUAGUUGGCAAGUGGAUUACACUUUUCAAAAUGAACUGAUAAAUUUCCAUUUUUCAUAUUGUCCAGGCUGGGUCAAACACAGUUUGAUACAUUAUAACAGACAGAAAAAGGUUUGUGUACACAAAUGUGAGGUAUAAAAUUGUAAAACAAAUCCUGUGGUGCAAACUAGAUACCAGCAUGAGGAGAUGAUUCCUCCUGUUCUGGUUUAAUGGGAGAGCAUAGCCAUUGCUGUUAUUAUUUAUUUUGUUUUGUUUUUUUUUUUUCUAACUCCCUCUGCAGAACUUGAAAAUGUUCACAAUCCUCAUAAGACUAUUUCAAGUUGUAAAGAAUCUUGUCAAAGCAGGUUUAAAUGGCUAGGGGGUGUGCGGGCGGGCGUGUGUGUGUGUAUAUUUAUACAUAGACACACAGACAUGGAUAUAAGCAUUGCUGUCAGGUCAGACGUUGUCCACUUUUAUUUGUGUAAAUAUAUAUAUAUAAAUAAUAAAAUGAUGUCAACAGAUUUUAUUUGCUUCUACUGUACAAAAAGUCGUGCAAAGUUGCAACCAAAUUGUUUUGUAGCAGUUAAUGUUUCUCCAGAAUGCACAUUUUAAGAAAAUUCUUCCUUAGAAAGGAGUGUUGAAGUUAGGAUUUGAGCUUUUGAGACUGUUGGAGGGCAGUCCAGUAGCGUGCAGACUUUGAAUACGACCGCUUUCACUGCUGCUGUUUUUCCUUUUUUUUUUUUUUUUUUCUUUUUUUUUCUUACUUAUUGCAAAAAUCAUGUUCCAUAACCUUUAUUACAUUUGCCUUUCCUACACUUAGAAGCAAACCCUGGUGCCUCGAAUCAUGUUUUUUGGACAUCUUACAUCACCUGUUUGUUUUGUUACUUUAAGGAAAUUAGCCUGGUGCCUCUUUCAGAACAAAAACAGCCUGGUGACAAGCUUAGAGUGAUACCAGAAAAAAUGUCAUCAUUAUGCACCAGUCAGUCCCUUGAAAUGGACUCUUUAAAGCCAAGAGGCACAUCUUCUGCCAUUUGAGUUACUCGGAAGAAAGCUUGUGAUGCUACCAUUGCCUUUACUGAGGUAAUAGCACAUCUUUUUCUAUAAAGAGUGCCCACUGACUUCAUUACAUCAAACAAGGUAAUUUCCAAGUGUUGACUCUUUGAAAAGAAUCAAUGGUCCUAGUUUUUAAUAAUUUCUAAUACAUCAUUGGAGCACUCCAUGCUGCUUUGCCUGUAAAGCAGGCUCUAUUGCUCAUCCCAGUAAAGCACCAACUCCUUCAUUUAGAGCUAGUCAGACUGAAAUAGAACGCCUUAAUAAUUACAUCCCUGAACACCCCCAUUUCCCCACCUAUGCUAUGUAUUUCUAAAACAGGCCUUUAUACGUUUAGGGCCAUGCCUGUAUUUUAAUAAAAACAAUCAGGUGAGCAAACCAAAUGUUCAACUCUUGAAUACACACAGCUUUCAUUUUUGUUUGUCUCUUUAUAUACAUAUUUUAAUCACAGCAAAGGAACAAAGCACAUCUUGUGAAUAUUUCUGCAUUUUGUCUCCCUUACCAAAUGUGCUUAUUUCAAGACCAUGAAAUAAAAGGCUAUAUAGGUCCAAGUAAGCGGUCUGUAGAAAAAUCUGAACCGAUUUAUUUUUUAUUUAAAAGAGAGAGAGAGAGAACAGAAAACUACUAAUUUAUUUCAGGGCAAUUAAAUAAAUUAUUUUUAUAUUACUGUCAUGUAUUCCAUUGUUGAUUCAGAAAUAUUUAGAGGAAAAUAUGCAGAGUGUUUAAAAGUAUUAAGGAAUUAUUUAUCUGUGAUGUUGGAAAUGGGUAACACAAUUGGCAGUUUUAUGGCCAUCUUAAAGGUGCUCCAGCUUCAGCUUUGCAGUGAUCAGAAUUAGUGUGGAACUUUUAAUAUUCUAAUUUAAAAGGUGCAGAUUUCACCCCAAUUCUGAACAAGGCGGCGCUGAUCUAUCUUCCCUUGGAAGUACUUGGACCUCCUAGAGCCUUUGUUUUCAGGUUUUAUACUUUCUGCCAUAUAUGUGUAAUGUUGUGAAAAUGUGUCUUAAACUUGCUUUAAUUAGGAGUGAAUAAAAAAAAGGAAUAAAAAUCCAGCUUAAUUUUGAGGGUGAGGGUGGGGAAAGGACAUGCAAUUUUUUGUGUGGAAUAUUUUUUUUUUUUUUUUUUUUUUUUAAUCUGACCACAAUCAAAUUGUAGUCUAAGGGGUUUUAUGGAGAAACACUAAAGCUGCUCUCUGGCCUGGAAGCUGAGAAUUGUACAAAUUGUGGUUAGAAGAUAUUAAAGUUCAUACUUUUUAAACAGUUUCGGAUGAAAAAAAUAAAAUAAUUUAUUCAUAAAUA